Molecule: messenger RNA, 5810 nt
Organism: Seriola dumerili (greater amberjack)
Lineage: Eukaryota; Metazoa; Chordata; Actinopteri; Carangiformes; Carangidae
Gene: dennd5a
Product: DENN domain containing 5A
Exons: 24
Coding region: 121-4092 (1323 amino acids)
Molecular function (GO): small GTPase binding; guanyl-nucleotide exchange factor activity
Source: RefSeq, a predicted model, not a curated record
AGUGAUUUUCGAGCUUCGCAGUGCCGUAGCAUCCGUGAUGGCAGAGAGAAAUCACCUCUCCCAGUUCCUUUAAUAUGCUCCCUGUUGAGGGGAUAAGGGUACCACCGGACCAGUCUCAAAAUGACCACCGGCUUCAGCUCCGGUUCCUGCCGGUUCGCAGAUUAUUUUGUGAUCUGCGGACUCGACACCGAAAGCGGACUGGAACCCGACGAACUGUCCGCUUUAUGCCAGUAUAUAGAGGCUACUAAAUUCAGAGAUGGGGCCAGAGGAAAAUUGGCGGGGGCAGAUGAAGGUGAGAAUUUUGAGCAGAGUCCAUUGCGGAGAACCUUUAAAUCCAAGGUUCUAGCACAUUAUCCAGACAAUGUCGAGUGGAAUCCAUUUGACCAGGAUGCAGUUGGCAUGCUCUGCAUGCCAAAGGGCCUGUCGUUCAGGACGCAGGUUGAUUCUCGGGAGCCUCAGUUCCACUCUUUUAUCAUCACCAGAGAGGACGGCUCUCGGACCUACGGCUUUUCCCUCACCUUCUUCGAGGAGGUGACCAGUAAGCAGAUCUGCAGCGCCAUGCAGACGCUUUACCACAUGCACAACGCGGAGCAGUACGACAUCUUGCACACUCCCACCUCACCACAGGGACCCGAGGACCAGCGACACCAACACUCCCAGCCUCGUCCCAUGCUCCACGCUGCACCCGCCAUCUCCCGACUGCAGCGCUUCAACUCGUAUGACAUCAGCCGUGACACGCUGUACGUGUCAAAGUGCAUCUGCUUGAUAACACCCAUGGCCUUCGCUCAGGCGUGCAGGAAGGUGUUGCAGCAGCUUCACCAGGCUGUCUCUUCACCUCAGCCCCCACCCCUCCCCUUGGAGAGCUACAUCUUCAACAUCCUCUAUGAGGUGCCGCUUCCACCCUCCGGGCGUUCCCUCAAGUUCUCAGGCGUCUACGGGCCUGUGGUGUGUCAGAGGCCGAGCACGUCUGAGCUGCCACUCUUUGACUUUGCCAUCAGUGAAAUGUUUAAUCUUUUGGGUGUGGAGAAUGUUCUUCAGCUGUUCACCUGUGCCCUGCUGGAGAUGCAGAUACUGCUCUACUCACAGCAUUACCAGAGGCUGAUGACGGUGGCAGAGAGCAUCACGGCUUUAAUGUUCCCCUUCCAGUGGCAGCAUGUGUACGUUCCCAUUCUGCCUGCCUCCCUCCUCCACUUCCUGGACGCUCCUGUGCCGUAUCUCAUGGGCCUCCACUCCAACGGACAGGAUGACCGCACCAAGCUAGAGCUGCCACAGGAGGCUAACUUGUGUUUCGUGGACAUCGAUAACCACUUCAUCGAACUGCCAGAAGAGUUACCCCAGUUUCCCAACAAGCUAGAGUUCAUCCAGGAGAUCUCAGAGGUGCUCAUGUCCUUCGGCGUGUCUCCAGAGGGAAAUAUUCACUCCAGCGACAGCCAGGCCAAGUACCGCAGCUUCCGAUCUGUUGAUAUGGUCUCUGACAAGCGCAAUGGCAAUCUGGCCUCGCCCCUCAACUCCUACCUGCUGAGAGAGAACGAAACUAUCGCCAGACUGCAGGCUCUGGUCAAGAGGACAGGAGUCAGCCUGGAGAAGCUGGAGGUGAGGGAGGAUGCCAGCAGCAAUAAGGACAUGCGGGUUCAGUGUGACGAUGAGGAGCUAAAGAUGCACCAGCUCAACAUCCAAGUGCGCGAGGUCUUCGCCAACCGAUUUACCCAGAUGUUCGCAGACUAUGAGGUGUUUGUCAUACAGCCGAGCCAGGACAAAGAGUCCUGGUUCACCAAUCGAGACCAGAUGCAGAACUUUGACAAGGCCUCCUUCCUGUCUGACCAGCCAGAGCCCUACCUGCCCUUCCUGUCACGAUUCUUGGAGACGCAGAUGUUUGCCUCCUUCAUCGAUAGUAAGAUCCUCUGUCAUGAUGAUGAGGAGAAGGAGCACACACUGAGGGUGUUUGACGCCCGUGUGGAUAAGAUUCGCAUGCUGAACGUCCGCACGCCCACGCUUCGCACCUCGAUGUACCAGAAAUGCACAAACAUCGAAGAAGCGGACAACCUGGUUAAAAAACGAUAUGAGAAAGCUGAUUUUGUUGUUCCUGGACCUCAUGUCAUUGGGCUCGAGGACGACAAGACUCACCUUCAGAAAGCCAUAGAGAUGAGAGUGUCAAAGAUCGACCACACUGCCCUCCACCCCCACCUGCUGGACAUGAAGAUCGGUCAGGGGCGCUAUGAGCAAGGCUUCUUCCCCCGACUGCAGUCUGAUGUGCUCUCCACCGGGCCCACCAGCAACAAAUGGACCAAGAGGAGUGCUCCCGCCCAGUGGAGGAGGAGGGACCGACAGAAGCAGCACGCUGAGCACCUUUAUUUAGACAAUGACCAGAGAGAGAAGUACAUCCAGGAAGCCAGAAACCUGGGCACAACCAUCAGACAGCCAAAACUGUCCAACCUGUCGCCUUCUGUCAUCGCUCAGACAAACUGGAAAUUUGUUGAAGGAUUGCUGAAGGAGUGCAGGAACAAGACCAAGCGUAUGCUGGUAGAGAAGAUGGGUCGGGAGGCCGUGGAGCUGGGUCACGGCGAGGUCAGCAUCACCGGUGUUGAAGAGAACACUCUGAUUGCGAGCCUGUGUGAUCUGCUGGAGAGGAUCUGGAGCCACGGGCUGCAGGUUAAACAGGGUAAAUCUGCCUUGUGGUCCCACCUUCUGCACUACCAGGAAAGCAAAGAGAAGAAGAAUGCAACUCCAGGUGGUUUGGGACCUCCAGGUUUCAUUCAUGACACUGAACGACGCAAAUCUGAUGGUGGUGGAUCAGCCAUGCCGCCUCUUAAAGUCUCCCUGAUCCAGGACAUGAGACACAUUCAAAACAUCAGCGAGAUCAAGACAGAUGUGGGCAAGGCCAGAGCUUGGGUUCGCCUCUCCAUGGAGAAGAAGCUGCUUUCCAGACACCUGAAGCAGCUGCUUUCAGACCAUGAGCUUACAAAAAAACUGUACAAGCGCUACGCCUUCCUCCGCUGUGAUGAUGAGAAGGAGCAGUUUCUUUACCACCUCCUGUCCUUCAAUGCUGUGGACUACUUCUGUUUUACUAACGUCUUUACAACCAUCAUGAUACCCUACCAUGUGGUGGUUGUUCCCAGUAAGAAGCUUGGUGGCUCUAUGUUCACUGCCAACCCCUGGGUGUGUGUUUCUGGUGAGCUGGCAGAGACUGGAGUCCUGCAGGUCCCCAGAAAUACUCUGGAGAUCACUUUCGAGUGCCAAAACCUGGGCAAACUCACCACAGUACAGAUGGGCCAUGAUAACACAGGGCUCUACGCAAAGUGGCUUGUGGAGUGUGUUAUGGUCCGUAACGAAAUCACAGGACACACGUACAAGUUUCCGUGUGGCCGGUGGUUGGGGAAGGGAGUGGAUGAUGGCAGUCUGGAGAGGAUCCUGGUGGGAGAGCUAAUGACCCCCAGCACAGAGAACGAUGAAAGGAUGUGCCGCACACCCCCGAUGCAGCAGUCCCCAGGGAUGAUGAGGAGGUUUGUUACCAUCUCGCCAAACAGCAAACCAAAGUUAAACACAGGUCAGAUCCAAGAGGGAGUGGGAGAGGCCAUCAAUGGAAUUGUGAAGCACUUCCACAAGCCGGAGAAGGAGAGAGGCAGUCUGACCCUUCUCCUCUGCGGGGAGUACGGCCUCGUCUGGGCUCUGGAGCAAGUUUUCCAGCACGGUUUCAAAUCACCCCGACUCUUUAAGAAUGUCUUCAUCUGGGACUUCUUGGAAAAGGCACAAGUGUACUUUGAAAGUGCAGAGCAGCGGGAGGUUACCCCAGAUGAAAACUGGCAAAGCAGAGUGCGCCACUUCUGCCGCUUCAUGCGCGCCAUCAACAACACAUCCAGAAACAUCGGCAAGGACGGAAAGUUCCAGAUGCUCGUUUGUCUGGGUGCAAGGGACCAUUUGCUGCAUCACUGGAUUGCUCUGCUCGCAGACUGUCCAAUCACUGCUCAGAUGUACGAGGACACUGCACUGAUUAAGGACCGCUCGUUGGUGAACUCUCUGAUCAGAGUACUACAGACUCUGCAGGAGUUCAACAUCACCCUGGAGGCUUCUCUUGUCAAAGGUGUUGGUAUCUAAACCAAACCAACCAACUUCCCACCAGUUGCACCUGACCAAGAAGAUCACUGGGGACCACUAAAAAGAAUAACGGAACCUUUUAUAUGCAGAAACAGACUUGAACAAAGGACAUUUUCUGGCUUAUAUUAAAGCUACUGUUACAUUUGCCAUAUAUUAAGUGCAAUGAGCCUUUCAAGAUAUGUUGUUAUUUUUAUCCUCAAUGAUGUUGCCAUUAGAUGUUAAAAAUAUGUUUUCUAUUAUGAACCAUGAUUUUCACAUUACUGACAAUGACCUACUUGUGCUAUAACGUUUUAUUGAAAGCUAAAUAUUUUCAUUGUUAUCGUGAACUGCUGACAAUGGUUAUAUUUAAGGGAAAGCGAGGAUCAAAGCUGUUAAUAUAUUUUCAGAGAAAAACAGUAUUAUUUUGUUAAAUCAGUCAAGUUGCUUGCUCUGUUGUCAACUCAGAUUCCAAUGUCAUAACGCAGAGCUGAAAGCAAAUGAUGUAGAAGUAUGCUUUAUAAGUAUGUGUAUGACAGGGAGGUUUGUAGAGUGUAAGAUGAUUCACCUACAUAAGAAUCAAAAGGCCAUCACAUUUGGGCCUUUCCCUGAGAAAUGUACAAGUAUGCAAAUCUUUUACAUGGAAUACCUUCAGCAGAGAAAAUGAUCCUUCUUGCAUGAUAAUAAGACUGUGUGGCUUAAGACUGUACCCAGUGAUGGACAGUAAUAUUCUGUUGGAUAAAGGAAAAUACCCCAAGUCUUUGGUUUGUGUUCCAGACACAAGUCCUCCAAGUAAUGCUUGACCAAGCUUUCUGUGCAAAGUUGAUCACAAUGACAGCCUUCGUGUAAAUACCUCCAACCAGCCGUUUCCCCGAACAUCAUCUCAGCCCUUACACAUCUGCCCUCUUCUCUGAACAAAGACAGCGUGAUGAUCUGCGUAGAUUGCUCGUAAUGAAGGGUGAUCUCCUGCUUCCCAUGUGAGGAGCAAAAAGGACUGCUCUUUUCCCCUCCAGAUUUUGUCAUCAUGGUUUCUUGCUAUGCAAUAUCCACGAGAAAAUUCAGCCCCCUACAAACUCCAUAUCAUGGUGUCUUGAGGUAUUACCAGGCCCUCCUCCGUUACAUACAUCAAACUUUACUGUGCAGAAUAAGAGAUUUGAUAUGUGAAGGACUUCUUUUCUGUGCCAACAAUGUCUGGAAUGACUGUGUUGUACUUGUCUAUGUACGACCCACACAUGAGCAUCUUGGGAGAUAUAUAUUUUUGUUUUCCAAUACGGUUGUACAUUUAUUGACAUAGCUGUGUAAUGUAGUGUUUACUAAGUGAGCAACAGUGUACAGUGUAAAAAUAUAUUAAGAAUAAAGCAUCUGUAAUGCGAUAAAGGGGUUUUUAUUGUAUUAGGGUGAACCAGUUGUUCAUUAACAGAUUUAUAUUAUCUGCUUAAUGUGCUUACUCAGCUGAAAAAUGUAGUUCACCUCAAAAAUUCAUUGUUCUCAGCUUCUUAGAUAUGAGUAUUUUACUGGUUUUAUUUGUCUUAAUUGUCGUAAUAAUAGUAAACUGAGUAUCUUUGGCUUCUGGACCCCUGGCCAGACAAAACAAGCUAUUUGAAUAAGUAAACUUAAGUAAAUAAGGCUUAAGGAAAUUGUGGUUGUGAUUUCUUAAUAUUUUGUUACAAUUAAUUAAAUAGUGACAGUCUAAUCUAAACUGACUGUUGGCCACCUUUUGCUCCACUUUGUAUGUAUUAACA